GCCAAAGUUGGAGUCGCGCGAUGUGCAGGAUGCCCUGGUGAACACGAGGUGGUGGUUGCACGUCAGCGUGCUUGCCCGCCGAGGUGCGCUCUUUUUAACUCCCCCGUCGCCCGGCGCUUACCUCUCUCCCUCCGUGCUUCCCUGUGCCACAACCUCUCUCCACUCCUCUCUGGAGCUCAUUAGGACUACAGUGCCCUGCCUUUUUGUCAUCGCUGGCGACGACACUCUAGAGCUUCAGGACCGCGUUCUCGCGUCCUCCUAUUGACCCGUUGCCCUCGCCUAGGGCCAAUCACGUAGCCAUACUUGAAAACACCAGGAAGGCCCUCAACAUGCCGUCGCUGUUCCCAAGCCACACAGCCCUCCAGCAGGCCUUCUCAGGCCAGCCUGAUGCCAAGACCACGCUCACGACCAGCGCGACACCUCGCCAGGCUCGCUCGGAGCUCUACGUCGCCUACUCUUUGGCAGACGAUGCCAAGGACAAGGCCAAGCAGCUCAGCGCAGAAGCCCAGAAGGAAUUCGACAAGGCCACUGGUGCUGUCCAAGCCAAGGCCGGCAAGAAGCUCGAGCUCUACUCGAGCCAGUACUAUGCAGCAUGCACCUUUGGUGGCCUUAUGGCCUGUGGCUUGACUCACACUGCCGUCACACCUCUUGACCUCGUCAAAUGUCGUCGCCAGGUCAAUUCGUCUCUGUACAAGGGCAACUUUCAGGCAUGGGGCAUGAUAUACCGAGCUGAAGGACUCCGCGGCAUCUUCACUGGAUGGAGUCCAACCCUGUUGGGUUACUCUGCCCAAGGAGCCUUCAAGUACGGUUGGUAUGAAUACUUCAAAAAGAAGUACUCGGAUCUCGCUGGUCCGGAGAGGGCGGCAAACAACAAGACGGUGCUCUACCUUGCCGCAUCCGCCUCGGCCGAGUUCCUUGCCGACAUUGCCCUAUGUCCCUUUGAAGCCGUCAAAGUCCGUAUGCAGACGACCAUCCCGGCUGCCUACACUGGCACGUUUGACGGUUUCCGCAAGAUUACAGCCACCGAAGGUAUUGGCGGCCUGUACAAGGGGCUGUACCCGCUAUGGGGUCGACAAAUUCCUUACACCAUGAUGAAAUUUGCCUCCUUCGAGACCAUUGUCGAGAUGAUUUACGCUCGGCUGCCUGGAAAGAAGAGUGACUACAGCAAGGCUGCUCAGACAGGGGUCAGCUUCGUUGGUGGCUACGCGGCCGGUAUCCUGUGUGCCAUUGUCUCCCAUCCAGCGGAUGUGCUGGUCAGCAAGCUGAAUGCCAAUCGCAAGGCUGGUGAGGGCUUCGGCGCCGCCGUCGGACGCAACUACCGUGAGAUCGGCUUUGGUGGACUGUGGAAUGGCCUGCCUGUCCGUAUUGUCAUGAUUGGAACGCUGACCGGCCUGCAGUGGAUGAUCUACGAUUAUUUCAAGAUCUUCAUGGGAUUCCCCACAACUGGCAGUACUCCCGAACCGGAGCUUAAGAAGUGAAGAUAUUUGUACACCAUGGGCUGCUAGAAUGGAGACAUGUGCGCUGCUUCGUAUCUUUGGAAUCGGUGGUUUACAAUGUUGCGAUGGUUCUUUCGUCCUCCGGCAGUUGGCGUCAUGAGUUGUGCCGGGGCUCGGGCUGCAUGGGCCUAGUGUUUGCAGCUCUUCUUAAUUGUCUGACUCUUGUGCCUAUUUUUUCAGACAAGAAUAUUUGCCAUGACAACGGGGCCGAUCCCUCUACCAGUUGUAUUGCUAGAAGUAAUAAAUGCUUUGUGUCUCAGUC
Molecule: messenger RNA, 1758 nt
Organism: Microdochium trichocladiopsis
Lineage: Eukaryota; Fungi; Ascomycota; Sordariomycetes; Xylariales; Microdochiaceae
Product: mitochondrial carrier domain-containing protein
Exons: 4
Coding region: 330-1478 (382 amino acids)
Biological process (GO): mitochondrial phosphate ion transmembrane transport
Cellular component (GO): mitochondrial inner membrane
Molecular function (GO): phosphate transmembrane transporter activity
Source: RefSeq, a predicted model, not a curated record